AAAUAAAAUAAACUAAAAAAUGUCUAAACAGACAUAGGAUAAGUAGAUUUAAUAGUCAAUUGAGAAAUAGAGAAAAAAGAAACUUAUUCUAGAUAGUCCAGAUUCAAAAGAGACUGUUACAAUAUUACCAAAAUAAGUAAGAUAUUUAUUAAUUAAUAGAAAGUACCAAGUUCAAGUAAAUUACCUAAGUAAUUUAUUACAAAACCUAAAAAGAAGGCAAGACUUAAAUAAUAAACAUAAGAAGAAUGCCCAAUAUGUAUGAUGAAUUUAGAUGAUGUCUAAAAUGUUUGUGAGAUUGAUGCUUGUAAACAUUAGAUAUGUUCAACUUGUAUUAAAGAAUGGGCAGAAAAAUAUAAAACAUAAUGCCCUUGUUGUCGAGCAAAAUUCGAUUUUAUUUAUCCAAUAAAGGAUGGAAAAAGAGAAAACAACCCAAUAAAAUUAAAUUUAAAUUUACCUAAAUGGAAUUAAGAGGAAGAUGAAUUUUAUGAAGAUGAAAAUAAUUCUGAUGAUGAAGAAAAAUGCUAAGUUUGUUAAUGUUCACACACGCCUUAUUUAAUGUUGAUUUGUGAUAAAUGUAAUGAUGCAUUUUGCCACACUUUUUGUGAUCCAGCCUAAUUAGAAUUCAAAGUCCCAACUAGCAAUUGGUAUUGUUUAGAUUGUAGAAAAUCAAAAUUUAUUUAUAACAAACAUAAAUGA
Molecule: messenger RNA, 696 nt
Organism: Paramecium sonneborni
Lineage: Eukaryota; Ciliophora; Oligohymenophorea; Peniculida; Parameciidae
Source: the annotation of a GenBank genome assembly